AAAAUUGAUGCUUCCCAUUUGGUGCAGUACCUCGAAGAUUUGGGUAGUCUGAGAUCCCAGUUUGCAUCCACUCAAGCAACUGCAGAUGCAAGUGCGCCAUCAGCACAUUCUGCACAGUUACAAUGCUUGGCAUUAGUAAAGGAGCUAGAUUCCAAGGCUACUACUUUAAAAGAGCAGGAAGAUCGUGUAACUAGACUAGGAGAGCAGUUAGACAGCUUGCGCAAGGAUCUCGAAGAAAGGGAAUCUUCACAAAAGCAACUCAAAGAUGAAGUGUUGAGAAUUGAGCAUGACAUUAUGCAAGCAGUUGCGAGCGCUGGGGAUAGCAGAGACUGUGAGCUGAGGAAAAUUCUGGAUGAGGUGUCCCCUAAGAAUUUGGAGAAGAUGAACAAGCUUUUGAUUGGCAAGGACGAAGAGAUAGGGAAGUUGAGAGAUGAGAUAAGGGUCAUGUCUGCUCACUGGAAGCUUAAGGCCAAUGAUUUGGAAUCUCAGUUGGAGAAGCAGAAACGAGCUGAUCAAGAACUGAAGAAGAGGGUUUUGAAGCUAGAAUUCUGUCUUCAGGAGGCCCGUUCCCAGACAAGAAAGCUCCUAAGGAUGGGGGAGAGAAGGGACAAAGCUAUCAAGGAGCUUCAGAACCAAUUAGCGGCGAAACAAGCUGUUGGUAGGGAAUUCAGCAACGAAAAGCAUAAGUUUUGGGAAACCUCCAGCUUCGAGAUUGUAGCUUCCAUGUCCAUGUUAGUCCUGGUUAUAUUCUCAAAGCAGUGA
Molecule: messenger RNA, 762 nt
Organism: Linum tenue
Lineage: Eukaryota; Viridiplantae; Streptophyta; Magnoliopsida; Malpighiales; Linaceae
Source: the annotation of a GenBank genome assembly